Camelina sativa (false flax) is the source of this 519-nucleotide messenger RNA. RefSeq lists its product as uncharacterized. Lineage: Eukaryota; Viridiplantae; Streptophyta; Magnoliopsida; Brassicales; Brassicaceae. The record is from RefSeq and is a predicted model, not a curated record.
AUGAUUCAUGUCAAUGAACAAGUCAUAGUUCCGUUUAGUGUGGGCCCUUAUAAAGACCAAGUCUUAUGUGAUGUGGUGCCAAUGCAAGCUAGCCACCUCCUUUUGGGGCGUCCAUGGGAGUUUGACAAAAUGACCUCUCACUGCGGCCACACCAACCAAUAUUCCUUUGUGCACGAGAACAAGCGUAUUUGCUUAAAAUCCUUGAGUCCUACACAAGUCUACGAGAUGCAAUCGAAAUUGUCUAAGGAUCCGGACGCUAACUUUUUGAUCAAUGCUAGUAUUGUUCGGAGAUCACUUAGUGACUCCACUUGUCAAGUGUUAUUGAUGGUGUUUCAAGAUGUUGUGAGUACAGAACAUGAACAGGACGCCGUCCCGUCCGUGAUCAAGUCACUAUUACGGUGGUACCAGGACAUCUUUCCUGAAGAAUUACCACACGGCCUACCACCAUUGCGAGACAUUGAGCACAAGAUCAAUCUCCUACCCGGUGCACAACUGCCUAACCGACCAGCUACCGUGUGA